AUGGCUUCUUCGUCUCCUCCAGAGUCUUGUGUGCAGCUCUACGCUGAGCUGCUGGCUAAUAUACGGCAGAUACGUUUUUACGUUACCACUAAAGAUGCCGUACGGAACGACUCUCGACCGGUGGUCACUCUCGAUAGCUCGCGCUCUCUUGUGACAGUAUCGCAUUCCGACAAGACCCUUACACUUAAGCUCCCUCUAUCUAUAUCUGCCCGAGCUAGAGAACAUCUGGCGACGAGUCAGGCUACUUCGCACGGCGGAGAGAACGAAUACUCCUUUCGCCUUCCGAUAGAUGAAGCAAGUUCCGCUGUAGAUGUCACCUCAAGCCACGAUUAUACCUCAAUGAGCCCUUGGCCAGCGAAGAAUAUGACGGCACAAACAUGUAUUUGUUGCCGCUGCUGCGCAAAUAUAUUAUUUUCCCCAAGAGAGGCCCAAAAUAUUAUAUGGAAGGAUCUCCCUAGCGCAGACUGGGCCGAAAUGAUGGACCUAUGGCAUUGUCAUAAGCCUGACCCGAUACCUAGCAAAGACGGAGAUACGGACUUUACGAGCCUGAAUGGGGAUACCAAGGGCUAUGGUGCUUCGAACCGAGUCGUUUGCAAGCCUGGAACAGUCUUUGUCAACAUUACUUCGUUUGUUAUGACACAAGGCGACUGUCAGGGGGCGAAAAUGACGAUUGCAAAAGGCGAUUCGUCUUUCGACCAAGGAAUCAAUUCCUUUCCACCACAUUCUGUGCCAAAUCUUUGUUGUAAGUCCUGCGGUUCAACCGUUGGCGAAAUGCAAAACUCGCUUCAGGGGAUUGAACUAUUCAAAGCCAGCGUUUCCAUAUCACACCAAGAAAAUUGCGCUUCAGGCACUUGUAUCGACAAGAACUUACUGGAAAAUUAUCCGCCUGAGUUAAUUGUCGGAUUUCAGCUGCUUGAAUCCGUCGAGCGUUCAGGAACAAGGAGGUUUGCAAUACACUGUGGUUCCGCGGAUAACCAGCAACAUAAUGGUCUAUUGGCAUGGGUCUUCAACACGGAUUUGCGAUACUCCUUCAAGGAUACCUCCAGCGCCAGCCGCUCUAUAUCUGCCAAGUGUGCAAUGAAAGUGUUCUACAAGCAUGUGGCCAAUGUGCAACCCCUGGUAAACCCAGAUCUGGGAAUGCCAUCUGUCACAUCCUUGGAAGAACUGCGUCUUCCGCUUCACAUAUAUCACUGCAUAAAAACUGUGCUGGAAAAGAGCACUAGUCUAUUGCCUCCAUCAGGCAGGAAGUUUGGGGAAUGGGAGAUCGGACUUCUUGACCUUGAAUCAGCCUGA
Messenger RNA from Trichophyton rubrum CBS 118892, 1293 nucleotides. RefSeq lists its product as uncharacterized. Gene Ontology annotation, molecular function: ubiquitin protein ligase activity; ubiquitin conjugating enzyme binding; cyclin binding. Gene Ontology annotation, biological process: protein polyubiquitination; proteasome-mediated ubiquitin-dependent protein catabolic process; protein autoubiquitination. Bases 1 to 1293 code for a protein of 430 amino acids. The transcript has 3 exons. The record is from RefSeq and is a predicted model, not a curated record. NCBI's taxonomy places the organism in Eukaryota, Fungi, Ascomycota, Eurotiomycetes, Onygenales, Arthrodermataceae. Gene Ontology annotation, cellular component: ubiquitin ligase complex; cytosol; nucleus.